AUGCUGUCCUCGCCCACGGUCAUACUCCAACCUUAUGGACUGCCGGUCUAUCCGCAGACGACCACAUGCUACCCCAGCAUAGUACAGGGGGCCCCCACUCAGGAGGCGGGCCCCGGCGGCGCCGACCCCACCCUGCCUCAAGUUUACGCCGCGGCCCCUUCCUACCCAGCCCCGGGUCAAGGGCCCCCGACGUCCGCGGGCAGGCUGCCGGCUCUGGAUUUUAGCGCGGCACACGCGAGUUCCGAGUACCCCGAGCACGCCCAGCUCAGGGUGUAUCAGGGCCCUCAGCUGGAGGGGGCCGAGCCUCUAGCGACCGCCAGCACGGAGGAAGUAUUGGCCCCUGUGACCUCAGACCCCCAAGUUCUGAGCGCAACUGUGACAUCCGGCGGCAGCGUAGGCAACGGUAGCGAUGACGAGGGGUCCGGUAAAGCCCAGCCCAAACGGCUCCACGUGUCAAACAUCCCGUUCCGCUUCCGGGACCCUGACCUCCGCCAGAUGUUUGGGCAAUUUGGAAAGAUCCUGGAUGUAGAGAUUAUCUUCAACGAAAGGGGGUCAAAGGGAUUCGGGUUCGUCACCUUCGAGAGCACAGCCGAGGCCGACAGAGCGCGAGAGAAACUGAACGGCACAAUUGUGGAAGGCAGGAAGAUUGAGGUCAAUAACGCCACCGCAAGGGUAGUUACCAAAAAGCCACAAACACCACUCGUGAGCGGCGACCUUUCAACUUCCGGGUGGAAAAUCAACCCUGUCAUGGGGGCCAUGUACGCACCAGAACUCUACACAGUUGCCGGUUUCCCGUACCCGGUGGCGGCGCCCGCUCUGGCCUACCGCGGCUCACCGCUGAGGGGUCGGGGUCGGACCGUGUAUAACGCCAUCCGCUCGGCGGCCGCCGCUCCCGCCGCUGUGCCCGCCUACCCAGGGGUGGUGUAUCAGGAUGGUCUCUAUGGAGCGGAGGUCUACGGAGGUUAUCCCGCUGCGUACAGGGUGGCUCAGUCAGCAUCGGCUGCUGCUGCUGCUGCAGCAUACAGUGACGGAUAUGGCCGCGUGUACGCCGCAGCUGCAGACCCCUACCACCACUCAGUGGGACCAACAACCGCAUAUGGCGUUGGUACUGUGGCCAGUUUGUACCGAGGAGGUUACAACCGCUUCACUCCCUACUGACGCCCGGCGCUGUGACCCGGACGCCGCGCGCAGGAAGUGACCGAACGGACCUGAAGUUGUAAAUAUUGUGUACUCGACUGUUCUCCGUGCCAACUCAUGCACAGCACAUGCAUUGCAGUAUUUAUGUAUUACAGUACAGUAUACGCGUGAAUUUCAAAGGGAGACUCAUGUUGCCAGAACGCCGCUGUGGCAGAUAUCCGGAUCUUUUUGCACAGGUCAAACUGUACAUUUUCAUAUGUUUGGAUGAUGUCCCUAUUUAUGUGUGAGUGUCUGUCCCCUUGUGCGUGUGUGUGACACUACUUCCACAAUGACUUUUUUUGUUCCGUUGCAGAGGUGACUGGAUUUGAUUGUGAUUUCAUUUAUUUUAAAUUUUCCUAACAAACUACCUCUUUCCUUUUUGCUUUUCUUCAUGCUCUCGCUGUGUGUGAUGUUUACCUCUUAAUAAAAACUCUUUUCCUCUCGCUUUCUUCUACAACUCUUUCUACCCCCCCAAUCUCAGAUUUCCCUUGUGACUCUCCUUUGUUUGCAGUGCUUGAAAAAAAAAAGGCUCCUUCUGGACCUUUCAAUCAAAAGGACUCAUAGUGAAACUGAAGCCUUUUCUUAAAAAUGUUCUCAACUUGUCUACGUCGAACAUACUUUCUGUUUAUGUACUUCUGAUCUAUGUAAGCUUCUACUUCUUCCCUAUGUAGUAAAUAGAUUAGAUAUUUUUUUAUCUGUUUUUCUUGCACUUAAUAGUCCGUGUCUUAGUUCUUUUGCAUGAUGCUUCAUUCUGCUUUCCUUUGCUUAGCUGCUUGAAAUUUGAGUUUCUUUCUAGUAUUUGCUUUUUUUUCUUGUUUCUUUCUGAAAUGGUUUCUCUAUUCCUGAAUGUCUUUUACAGCCUUUGUUUUGCUCUUCAGCUUUCUUUUUUCUUUUGUAGUUGUGGUUAGCAUUCAUAAAGCUAAUAAGCUUUUUGAAAGACGACCAGAGGUGUACGAGCAGUCCAAUUUGGGCACUCAAACUAUUGAAUGAGAAACUUGUGUCCGACCUUAUGACUGCGAGUGCAGCUUUUUUCGUUCAUCUAUUUAGAUGACCCAAUUUCUAGCCGUCGUUCGGCCUAUUUUUUGCUUUGACGUGCUGCAGUGUGGCAUACAGUGAAAUCAAUCUUUUCAACUUCAAGGUUUCAAGAUGUUUUAUGUUACUCCGAAUUCAAGUUUACUGUCCAACUAAUCAUAAAAUAAAGAUGUAGAGUUUUUAAGACAACCGUAUAACUUUGCCUUUUAAGUUUGACUUGGUUAAUGCUGACAUAUAGUAGCAAGUCAAAGACUAAUGAAUAGCAUCUGUGGCCAUUAAAACCGUUAAAGGAGUGGUACCCAAACUUUCUCUGAUGGGUCCGCCAUUUUUGGAGGGGGUUAAAAAAAAUAACAGCAAAAAAAAAAAAACAGGACAUACAUACACAUUUUUUAUUUAGUCUAUUGUCGCUUAUGUCAUCCAUUAUAGCAAUUACAAUGCGUAACAGAAACUGCAAUAGACUUAUUACAAUGUAACUAAUACAAACCAUCAAAAAAUAAACUGGCAUGAACUGCAGGUUGUAACAAGCGUUAUUGUUUUCAAGCACAUUGACUGUCAUUUUGUUCAGUCUAGCAGCAUUGUUUUGUCAAUAUGUAACAUUGUUAUUAAUGUAGUUCUCAUUCAUUCACCCCACCACCCGAACCCCCUUUAGGGGCACGCCCCCCACUUUGGGAACCACAGCUUUUAAGGAUGCAUGUAGACAAUGCAAUAUAGGCUUGUAUUGUAUAUCCUUCCCAAUAAAAAAAUACUGAGUCCCUACAAUGGUUGAAAAACUUAACGUGGAUAUUACACUGCAACACACUGGCCAAAUUCGAAACUCAAUUAAUCAUGUUUCACAACCGGUUAAUUCUUUACUUUCCAUUUGUUUCAGUUUGUAUAAAGUACAUCAUGGUGCAAUUUGUGAAAACUUUUUAGGUGCUCAUAUGGCAUUUUCCUCCAAUUUUAAAGGGGGAAGAUGAUUUGGAGUUAAACAGUGACAGAAUUAAACUCAUAUCU
This is a messenger RNA of Syngnathoides biaculeatus (alligator pipefish), 3201 nucleotides long. It is a transcript of the gene rbfox1l, whose product is annotated as RNA binding fox-1 homolog 1, like. Gene Ontology annotation, biological process: regulation of alternative mRNA splicing, via spliceosome; nervous system development. The record is from RefSeq and is a predicted model, not a curated record. Gene Ontology annotation, molecular function: mRNA binding. Gene Ontology annotation, cellular component: nucleus; cytoplasm. The transcript has 12 exons. The coding region runs from base 1 to 1158 and encodes 385 amino acids. NCBI's taxonomy places the organism in Eukaryota, Metazoa, Chordata, Actinopteri, Syngnathiformes, Syngnathidae.